Zophobas morio is the source of this 1262-nucleotide messenger RNA. Its product is annotated as peroxisomal membrane protein PEX14. The record is from RefSeq and is a predicted model, not a curated record. Gene Ontology annotation, molecular function: signaling receptor binding. The transcript has 5 exons. The coding region runs from base 175 to 1056 and encodes 293 amino acids. Gene Ontology annotation, cellular component: peroxisomal membrane; peroxisomal importomer complex. Gene Ontology annotation, biological process: protein import into peroxisome matrix, docking. NCBI's taxonomy places the organism in Eukaryota, Metazoa, Arthropoda, Insecta, Coleoptera, Tenebrionidae.
UUCUGACAUCCCAAUGACAUUUGUUUUUGUUAACCUUGGAAUUUGAUAUCAAUAUUAUACUUGCAAAUAAAACAGUGAUUACAAAUAUUUAUAAUUACAAGUCCUAGUGGAAAUUACACGUGUUUUUUUUAAAUUCCAGUGGUAGGUAAACAUUCAGUACUUGAAUUUAAAAAGAUGUCAGAUCAGGUGACCACCACAGAAGAAAGCCCCAAAGAACCCUCAAUCAGAGAGGAUUUAGUCAAUACAGCGAUAAAGUUCUUAGAAAACCCAAAUGUAAUUAAGACGUCUCUGGCGGAGCAACAAAGGUUUCUUAAGCGCAAAGGUUUAACAGAUGAGGAAAUUCGUUCGGCUUGUGAAAAAUCGGGAGCUUAUGCGUAUCAUGAACAGAAAAGUAGGACACCUCCUCCUUUACCGGGAUCAACAAACCCUCUUGUCCCGUAUGGGACAGGGACCGUUCAACUUAGUUUAUUUGAUAGAAUAAGGGAACUUGUACAUAAUGUGGCCAUUUUUAGUUUUGCAGCAUAUGUAGUGUACAAAUUUUAUGAGAAAUUCAUAGCGCCGUUUUUGUUUGGUAAAAAGAAAAAAAGUAUAGAAGACUCAAUAGAUGAACUAGAUAAAAACAUGAAGCAGUCUGUCAGUGAUCUUCAAAGCAGUCUAUCCAGUGUGAAAGUAGAAGUAGACAAAAUUAGUUCAGGAGCUGAUAGCAAUACUCAGAGACAAUUAUCAGACUUAAAAUCUGAGAUAGCCACAGUUAAAGGUCUUCUUCUCAGCCGGAAUCAAUUUCCACCUGUAUCCAAAAGUUCAGUAGUGCGUCCCUCAAUCCCUGCAUGGCAGAAAACCAGCAUCAGUCAAGAUUCAGAUGGUGAUUCAGACCCAGAGAGAAAAGCUGAGGAUUUACUAGAAGUUGGAUCAGGUUCUGGAUCUUCUGAACAUGAACACAACGCUAAAAAUAGUGAUUCUAGUCUAGAUAUAAUAUCCUUUUCUUCGAAAGACAGCGAUUUCAGACGGCAUAAAACAAAGGAGGAUGACGAUGACGACGACGACGACAAAGAUUAAACAUCUUCCAUCUAUUGCCAUAAGCUAGUGAAUAAUGUAAAUGGUUUUUAGGUUCCAAAUAGGUAAUUGUAACGAGGGUUAAGUUGUGUAAAAAAUUUUAGUUUAUUAGAUAAAUUGAUUUAUUUCUGUACUGACACCAAAAUAUAGUUUUAUAUUUUUUCUUAUCAUCCACAAUACACUGUAAAUACAGCAAGUAAUCAAAGGUG